UGUGUGUGUGUUUUAAAUAAUACAAUUUACGUUGAUUCCUCAUCUCAUUUAAAAAGGCAGCGAAUCAGAGACUUUUUAAGAUAAGUCAUGUUCAGGAGACGAUACAGUAGUACUGGUAGUGGUGGCAGAGGGUCCCGAAGGAAGAAUUUAUUUGCAGGAUUCGAUGAGUUUGGUUUUGCCAUUUUUAAAACAAAAUCACGGGAAGGGACAAUGCAACAACGGUGCCAUGAGUACAGCUACCCUAAAGCAAACGAUGGGAAGGUGAAGAAACUUUGUGAACUCCUCAGCAGCUGGGAUGAAGCUGAUGACACCUGCAUAGUUAAGGCGGCUUGUUUUGUCAGAACAGGGAUUCCUCCUGAGUUGCGUGGCUGUGUAUGGAAAUGUCUCUUGGGUAUUCACACACUUCAGGAAACCAGCCCUUUCAUUUAUCAGGAAUGCCUAAAGGGAAUUCGAAGGCAGCUUGUUGACCUGGGUGUGAGUGAGUAUGGGAUUGGCUCUGCUAUUGCCACUCUGAGUGAGGCAGAGAAUGAGAUGGAGUCCAAGAAGAACACUUCCCAAUCUUCAGCCAGCUCUUCAGAGUUGGGCAAUGUUGUCCUCUUCAGGCAAAUAGCUCUUGAUCUUCAAAGGUCGUUUCCUACUCAUCGCUCUUUAAUGGGCGACGCCUCUGAAGCCAUAGAAGGGCAAGCCAAGCUGUUCCGUGUCCUCCUAGCGUAUGCAAUAUACAACCCCAGGAUAGGCUACAGCCAAGGAAUGUCCUACAUAGCUGCCAUGCUCCUGAUGAACCUGUCUGAAGAAGAGGCUUUCUGGGCUUUUGUUGCAUUGCUGGAAAGACCUAACUACUUAGCAGGGCUAUUUGAUCAUUCCUUGGAUAAAAUUCAGCACAAUGCCAAAGUAUUUAAACUGCUACUUAAACACAGAAUGCCUCGACUUUGUCAGCAUAUUGAAGAUCUUGGAGUAACAACAUUGCAUUUUGUCACGCCAUGGUUCUUAACCCUAUUCACUUCCCUUCCUUGCUGGGAUACGGUGCUGGCUAUAUGGGACCAUAUCAUUCUAAAUGGCAUUGUGGUUGUUUUCACCGCAGGGCUGUGUAUUUUACAGCUGCUUGAGUCGCGACUGCUGGAAAUGUCGGACAUGUCUCUCCUCCUGCCCACGCUGCUCAGGGUGCCCGUUGAUGUGUAA
Messenger RNA from Polyodon spathula (Mississippi paddlefish), 1179 nucleotides. RefSeq names its product carabin. The coding region runs from base 88 to 1179 and encodes 363 amino acids. Lineage: Eukaryota; Metazoa; Chordata; Actinopteri; Acipenseriformes; Polyodontidae. The transcript is spliced from 9 exons. The record is from RefSeq and is a predicted model, not a curated record.